CUUACGAGGGCACUGCCACUAAAGAUCAUUUGAGAUUGACAGCUCUUGUUCUUAGUAAUAUAUCUAUCUCUCUUUUUUUACUUUGUCUAUAUACGCCAUGUCAGCACCAUUAAUUAACCGUUCUUUAACGACCAUAAGAACUGAACUUGAGUUCUUAAGAGAUUCGGAAGUAAUCACCGAACAAUUAUAUGACAAAUUACUUUCGUCUAUCCCCACUAAAUAUCAAAAGGAUGAUAAACCAUGGGGAGUUGACAAAUUAGGAAUUAGCAAUAUUUCAAACAAACAAGAAACUGAUAAAUUGGCUGAUCAGCUUUCUAAAACUGAUCUUAAUGGAUCAAUAAAUCAAUCUCAAUCUCAAACUCAAGAUCAUGAACAUGUUCCACCACCUUCAUAUCCCCCCGCACCAGCCCCAACCAAAUCAGUUAUUGAAUUUGUUAAAGUAUUAUAUGAUUUCCCUCCUCAACAAAAGGAAGAUUUAGGAUUAAAUAAAGAUGAUAAGAUUGCAGUUGUAGAACAUUUAUCUCCUGAUUGGUGGAGAGGGUACAGAAAGGGUUCAGAUCCUGAGAAAGCAACUGGUGUGUUUCCUUCAAAUUAUGUAACUAAAAUAUCUAAAGAAGAUUAUGAAUCUAAUUUUGAUACUCGUGUUGCACCUCCAGCACCUCAAGGAAGUUCCUUAUCACCAUAUGGAGGUCCACCACAACAGCCACUUUCUCAGCAACCAUCUUAUGGUGGUUAUUCUCAAUAUCCACCACCAUCUGCCAACUAUUAUCCACCCCAACAACCUCAAGAAUUUCAACCACAACCACAACAACAGCAGCAACCACAACAACAAGGUCACGGAUCAGAAAUGUUCAAGAAAUUCGGUAGUAAAUUGGGUAAUGCAGCUAUAUUUGGUGCUGGUGCUACAAUUGGUUCAGAUCUUGUAAAUUCAAUCUUUUAAGAAUAUCGAUGAGUAUACAUGUGUAUUGUUUUUAGAAUUAAAAUAUAAACUAUU
Messenger RNA from Scheffersomyces amazonensis, 994 nucleotides. RefSeq names its product Pin3p (gene PIN3). The transcript has a single exon. The coding region runs from base 98 to 940 and encodes 280 amino acids. The record is from RefSeq and is a predicted model, not a curated record. Gene Ontology annotation, cellular component: ESCRT-0 complex. NCBI's taxonomy places the organism in Eukaryota, Fungi, Ascomycota, Pichiomycetes, Serinales, Debaryomycetaceae. Gene Ontology annotation, molecular function: protein binding. Gene Ontology annotation, biological process: protein transport to vacuole involved in ubiquitin-dependent protein catabolic process via the multivesicular body sorting pathway.